This is a messenger RNA of Coniophora puteana RWD-64-598 SS2, 1905 nucleotides long. RefSeq lists its product as uncharacterized. The record is from RefSeq and is a predicted model, not a curated record. Gene Ontology annotation, cellular component: mediator complex; core mediator complex. The coding region runs from base 1 to 1905 and encodes 634 amino acids. Gene Ontology annotation, biological process: regulation of transcription by RNA polymerase II. Gene Ontology annotation, molecular function: transcription coregulator activity. The transcript is spliced from 6 exons. Lineage: Eukaryota; Fungi; Basidiomycota; Agaricomycetes; Boletales; Coniophoraceae.
AUGGGAGACGAAUCUUGGAAAGAAACCAAGCUUACUCUCGAAAGACCCUAUAAAGACGAAGAUGGCCAGUGCAUCCCUUCCUUACUUGACAUCGAUUUGCAAGGCAAUCCUGUUUAUGAACUGGAAGUAAAUCCGACGCGUCUUACAGGACAGAACAUAGCACGUAUAUUUGCUGAGCGAGGAUACGAAUUUCUUCACCAUCGUGCUGCAGGCAUAGUUGACCCUGCUCAGGAUGACGACCAGAGCGAUGGCAAGGAGGAAGAGGAAGCUUCCAAUCAUAUCAUGACUGCAGAAGAACUCUACAAGAUGCGAAUGGAACUCGCUCCUCAUCUAUACGUCGCAUUGGGAGAGAUGACACACGCAAGAGACUUACUAGCUUUGCUGCUAUCUUCCUCCCCAAUACCCACAGGUCCAUUACCCCAAUCUACACAACCUCAGCCUGCAGCCCCCACCACCCUGCCACCUUCUGCUUUGACCCACAGUACUGUCUCAAAACCUGGUCCGUUACCCUCUGUCGAGGCUUACAAUUCUCAGUUAUCAAUUGGCGGCAAGGAUGAGGCUCUACGCAAGGCAGCAUCUUCGUUCAAACAUGCAUCCGAAAGUCUGGAACGCGGCCGGCAAAAUUCAGAACAAUAUUGGUCUAAUGCUCUCAAAAUUCGCAGGGCAAAUUGGGGUUUGAUACCUGCUCCCCUUCCAUUUGGCGCCAAUACAGGCAGAGGCGCUGACCGUACGUCGAAAGACUUCCUGGUUUCAUUUGGACUUGAGGAAUCCCCGUCCCAUUUUCGCAGAAGAGCCAUAGCCUUUAUGUCUUCGGAAGCUGACUAUCAGGAGUUGUCGUUCCCCAGUUCCAGUCAUACCCGGAUGCAAGUAUCACUUCAUACGACAAGUUCAGCCGGAGAGAAAAAGGUUUCGCGAAGCACUGUCCUAUUUUCAGACAACAAAUCCAUUGAGUCUUCACUGGAAGCAGCCCAGCGGGAGGUAUUCGAAGAAGAGAUCUUCUCAGCCAUUACACAAGAAGCCAGCAAUCUACCAACGACGGCAGCCCGCGUCUCCGAACGCCUCAUUGCCAUUGAUGCUGCUCAAGGGAUAGAACUUCGUUUCACUCUGGUAACAGAGCAAACUGGCACCACGAAGUCCGAAGAUGAGCUUUCUGCGGCGACAUGCGACCUCAUAUCAUCAGUUCUACAAGCUCAACUUCUAGCUGCACACAGCCAUCGCAAACAACAUCGUAUCGGACUGACUCACCUGAAUCGUCCUAUGACGAAGCGUCCUACCGUGCUCCAACCCAUCAUUGACUUCCUUCAGUAUCAGGUUUUCUGCGACAGAGUCUAUGGCGAACUGGCCAAAUUGCAGAAGGCUCUGACCAGAGCUGGGAUUCCCGUCGCCCUUCGGUUCGAACCUAUUGGCGAGAGCGGUGCCCAACUAAUUGAGCAGGUCCUUGUCGAAGCUGGACAACAAAGGGUAGGGGGUGAAGCCAUCCUUCGGAUCGACCAGAGGCAGACAUUACGGUUCACUUUUCUCUCCCCAUCAACAUUAACUUCUCACCUACCUCUUGCCACUCUCCCCAUUGCCUCAAUACCUCAGCUCACUCAGCUCCUGAUGGAUGAAGUUGAGAAAUUCCUGCUGAACAAGAUGUGCGAUGCAGGGACACAGGCGUCUGAAAGCGUCAAUGGAACAUGGUUUGUGGAUCCUGUCAGCGGUAAGACCGUUGGUCGAUGGGAUGGAUGUAUCUUGUACGUUUUCAAGCAGCCCGCUAGUUUUACUAGCCUAAUUGUAUGUUUAGGUACUUCCGUGUGUUCUUUGGCUCAGAUCUUACAGUCCAAUCGACUGCGGUUAGAUUGGAUAAAGUCUCAGGGACACAAACCACUGGCACUGACACAUACAAGAGCGACACAUCUUCAUUAG